GUGACGUCAUCUCUUUGCGCCAGCUGCACGGGUGGACCGGCCACAACAUCGCAGGGAUGUGAGGGAAAAUUGAACAGAAAUUGUAUUCACUCAAAUAGUCCAGUAAUCUAGAUUUAAUACAAAUAUGACCGACACUUUGGGAACCCAAACCGUUGAGGAGCGACUAGGCUGUCUACAAGAGUUGACCAAGUUCACAGAAAACUGUCAAAAACAGUUGAACGACAUACUUGAAACGCUGGGAUGGUCUCCUGAAUAUGAUGGCUCCGUUCAGGAGACGAUGGUCCAGUGUCCUUUCGACCCAAACCAUCGCAUCCCGGUCAGAUCCCUGGAGAGACACAAAUCCUCCUGUAGCCUCAGUAAAAUGGGCUACUCUGCUGAGGAGCAGGAAGGGAUGUACGACUCUUCAGUUUGUUAUGAGAAGUCAAACAUAAGAAGUGUCACAAUGGAUGAAGCUACGCAGCAACAGGUGAUCCUCAAGGCAAGAGCUGCUGCUCCGUUGAUGAGGAUGGAGGGAGUGUUCUGGCAAGGUGAGUACACUAGCCAGCCCUUGGACGUGCCCCAGAACCACAAGCGGGCGCUCUGUGACCUCACGGUGGCCGACCGGUUGGCUCUGUACGACCACGUGACCGGUGAGCUCAACCAACAGCAGCAAGAGGCCGCCGCCAACGAGGACCUCUACGUUGAUCUGGUGGCCAAACUCAAGAGGGACGAGCAGCAGGGAGAGCCCAAGUCGCACCUGGAGCUGAUGGCCGAGAAGAGAGACUACAAGAGGAGGCGGCAGUCCUACCGCGCCAAGAACGUCCACAUCACCAAGAAGUCCUACACAGAGGUCAUCAGGGAGGUGAUAAAAGUGCACUCUGGGGAGCUGGCCCGAGAGUGGAAAGAGGAGAGCUGCGAAGAGGAGAAGGAGAAGGCUGAGAAGAAGGAAAAGGAGCAGGUGAAGGAGGAGGAGGAGGAGAGGGGCUCAAUAAGCUCCUCAAAGAGGCGGCGGUCAGACGACGAGUGUUCGGAGUCGCGGGAGUCGCAGGCGUCCCACGACAGGAACCGGCAGCGCAGCCGGAAGCACAGCCCGGAGCGAGAGGACAGGAAGAGGAAGAAGAGAGAUUCAGGUUCUCCAGACGAGCGGCAUCACGAGCGGAAGAAGAAAAAGAAGAAGAAGAAAAAAGAUGAGAAGGAGAAGUAAUGCAGUGAUCAUCUUUCAAGAAACACAAACCAGAGCGGCUUCAUGCUGUGGGACAAACAUCACGCUCAAGGAUUACAAAUUAUGGACUCAAGGCUGUCAAUUGCAUUUAUCUUUUUUAUUUCUGUUCCUUUCUUCAUAAUUUCUGUUUCUUCCUUUACAUUUAUGUUUGUAUUAUUUUCAGACACCGCUUUUCAAAAGGGUGCUUUGAAUCUUGAGUUGUUGUUGACACAAGGUCGUCAAACGACCCCAUGACAAAUAAAGUUGUUAUCUCGUCACAGGUCAUCAGGUUUACAGCAUCCCUCAUUCUAGAUCUGCAAUUUAAAUCAACAUAUUUUUAGAUAACUUAUAUAUAUACAAUAUGGUCAGGUUUUCUUUACUCUACAAUAAUUACAAAAUGACAGUUCAAACACCUUCAGUGCGAUAUUUAUUUCAACUAAAUUGUUCUGUCUAUCUGGUAAGUGGGCGCCGCAUAACCAUAUUAGACUGAUACAGAUUUAAUAAUUAAAAAAAUAAGUCAGAAGUCUGUUGAAACACAUUAGGUUUAGGUUCCUGCAGUGAGCCAGUGUCCAUGAACAUCCAUUUCCUUUUCUCCUCGCUUCUUAAGAAUAUCUGGAACCAUAUUAGCACCAUUGCUCAAAUGUCUUUCCAUUCCCUGCUGCAGAAUACUUUCUGAAUCGUGUUAAUAUUGUCAAUUAAAAAUGUCAGACAGUAAAAUAUACAAUA
Messenger RNA from Gadus morhua (Atlantic cod), 1906 nucleotides. RefSeq names its product small nuclear ribonucleoprotein 48 (U11/U12) (gene snrnp48). The transcript is spliced from 9 exons. Gene Ontology annotation, cellular component: U12-type spliceosomal complex; nucleoplasm; cytosol. The coding region runs from base 125 to 1183 and encodes 352 amino acids. The record is from RefSeq and is a predicted model, not a curated record. NCBI's taxonomy places the organism in Eukaryota, Metazoa, Chordata, Actinopteri, Gadiformes, Gadidae.